Cornus florida is the source of this 3113-nucleotide messenger RNA. RefSeq names its product BTB/POZ domain-containing protein NPY3-like. Lineage: Eukaryota; Viridiplantae; Streptophyta; Magnoliopsida; Cornales; Cornaceae. Gene Ontology annotation, molecular function: protein binding. The transcript has 5 exons. The record is from RefSeq and is a predicted model, not a curated record. Bases 728 to 2620 code for a protein of 630 amino acids.
GGCGCAACACUGUUAAGGCUGUCAGAUUGGCGUGCCUAGCACUGUAGAGAGAGAAACUAAGCCCAAACCACCUGGCCACUUUUAAGUCAGAGCUGAAAUAAAGGAAAAAAAAUUUGGAAAUUGAGAAUUUGAAAUAGCAUAUGAUAGUGAUAUAUGUAUGGUGUUAUAUAUAUAUAUAUAUAUACACACACACACACACAGUAUAAUGUAAAUAUUAGAUUCUGGGUAUUAAAGUUUGUUUGGGUGGAGAGAAAGGAGAUGGGAAAGGUAGGGGUGGUGGGGGCGGUGGUGCUGAUUCUAAAGAGAUGAGAUUGGGAACAUUCUGACUUGGCUUUUUGUGUAAACAUGGUGUUGCUGGGGUGGCUGUCAAAGAUGAGCGACAACUCAUCUUUUUGAUGGUUGGUUUUUUGUGUUUUUGUUGGGUGGUUUUUGUGAUAGCCUCAUAACUAUGAAAGUGGUGGUGGGGUCUCUUGGGUUUUGUCCCUUAGAUAAUAUACAAUACUACUGCUCAUGCCCUAGCCUGCGUGUGUUGUUGUGUAUUGUGCUGUGCAUACAUUCUUCGUACCCAGCAAAAUGUGGAGCUUCUCAUUCACUCAUAUGAAUGUUUAACACAAGCACUUAGCCGGGUUUGCUAUCAUCUUCUCUGGGUUUUGAUUCACAGUUCCAAUAGCCAUUUUGAAGUUGGAAUUGGGGAUCUUGGAGGUGAAACAUAUCUAUCAUUGCCAAAAUGAAGUUCAUGAAACUUGGAUCAAAGCCUGACUCAUUUCAGACUGAUGGGGACAAUAUUAGGUAUGUCGCAACUGAGUUGGCAACUGACAUAGUUGUUAAUGUUGGAGAGGUGAAAUUUUAUCUGCAUAAGUUUCCCCUUUUAUCAAAGAGUGCCCGCUUGCAGAAGUUGGUUGGAAUAACAAAUGAGGAAAAUAACGAUGAAAUCUGCAUCCAUGAUAUUCCUGGUGGACCUGCAGCCUUUGACAUAUGUGCAAAAUUCUGUUAUGGUAUGAUAGUGACUCUCAAUGCAUACAACGUGGUCGCUGCUCGCUGUGCGGCAGAGUAUUUGGAGAUGUAUGAAACAGUUGAUAAAGGAAACCUUAUUUACAAGGUUGAAGUUUUCCUCAAUUCCAGCAUCUUCCGAAGUUGGAAAGACUCAAUCAUUGUUCUCCAAACCACAAAGUCUCUUCUUCCAUGGUCUGAGGAACUGAAGGUGGUCAGCCACUCCCUGGACUCUAUAGCUUCCAAAGCUUCCAUUGAUACUUCAAAGGUGGAGUGGUCCUACACCUAUAACCGUAAAAAACUCCCUUCUGAGAAUGGAAAUGACCCACUCUGGAAUGGUGUGAGAAGACAGCAGAUGGUUCCAAAGGACUGGUGGGUCGAGGACCUGUGUGACCUUCAAAUUGAUUUGUACAAGCGGGUCAUAACAACAAUUAAAACAAAGGGAAAAAUGUCUAGUGAUGUAAUUGGAGAAGCCUUGAAUUCAUAUGCCCUGAAAAGACUUCCAGGGUUGAGCAAGGGUAUGAUACAAGGUGGUGACAUCAUAAAGAACCAGUCAAUGGUAGAGACCAUUAUUUGGCUGCUGCCCACAGAGAAAAGUAGUGUACCUUGUAGUUUCCUGCUCAAAUUGUUACAGGCAGCUAUCGUAUUAGAAUGUGGGGAAAUGGGAAGAAGGGAGCUGCUGAGGAGAAUCGGUCAGCAGUUAGAGGAGGCCACGGUGCCUGAGCUUUUGAUUCGAGCUCCAGCUGGGGAAACAACAAUUUACGAUAUUGAUAUCGUGAAAAACCUAGUUGAGGAGUUUGUAAAGCAGGAACAGAGUGCUCAGAUUGAUUGUCCUAUGGAAAAUGAAUUCCAAGAAAUUAGAAGCCCUGGGCUUGUUUCAGAUGCUUCCAAGGUGAAGGUGGCUAAGCUGGUUGAUGGCUUUCUUGCUGAAAUUGGAAGGGAUCCCAAUCUUCCUCUCUCAAAAUUUAUAGAUCUUGCAGAAAUAGUCUCGGGCUUCUUUAGGCCAUCCCAUGAUGGACUAUACCGUGCCAUUGACAUGUAUCUGAAGGAACAUUCUGGAAUCAGCAAGAGUGAGAGAAAGAGAAUUUGUAAGCUGAUGGACUGUAAGAAGCUGUCGGUGGAAGCAUGCAUGCAUGCAGUGCAAAAUGAGCGGCUGCCCUUGAGGGUAGUUGUACAGGUUCUCUUCUUUGAGCAGGUCAGGGCCACAACAUCAUCUGGUGGUGGCAACACACCUGACUUGCCUGGUUCCAUCAAGGCUUUACUCCCAGGUGGGUCCCACGGGAGCUCAAGAUCUGCUACAACCAACACCGAAGAAGACUGGGAUGGUGUGCCAACAGCAGAGGAGCUUAAAGCUCUGAAAGGGGAACUUGCUACUCUUAGGUUGCAGGCAGAAGAGGGAGGUGGUGGUGACUGUAAAGGUGACAAUGGCACUAAAAUGAAUGCUGAAAAAUUGGCUGCCAACAAAGUGAAAGGGUUGCUCAUGUCGAAGAAGAUAUUUUCAAAGCUUUGGUCAAGCAAAGAGAGACAAAGUGAGAACAGCAGCUCAGAUACAUCAGAAAGCCGUGGCUCUACCAAUGCAGAUGAAACAAAGUCCACCCCUUCCAGAAGUAGGAGGCAAUCAGUAUCUUGAGAACAAAGCAAUUCGCAAAGAGGACUGGGAGUUGGUCGGUCUCUUUGUAUUGUAUCAUCAGUUAGACAUUAGGAUGGUAGAAGUCACUGAUAUCUUCCUGCUAACUUUUGUGAUCAAAAGGAGAAAUUUUCCGCGAGAUCUUUGAGUAGUUGAAAGCAUCAAAGCAUGCAUGGGUAAUUUGCAAAGAACGAGCGAUCCCGGGUAUAGCUCUUUGAUCUUUUGGUUGAAAAUGUUUAGAGUAGUAGAAAGCAUCAAAGCAGGCAUGGGUUUGCAAAGAAGAGUCAGCUUGGCCCCUUGGGUAUAUAGAUAUAUCCUUGAUCUUUUGGUUGAAAGUUUUCAUUAUCAUUAUGUGGUUGAAAUUAAGGUUCUUUGACUUUUUCUUUUUGUGUGUUUCUGUUCUAGAUAUGGGCUUUUGAUAUUUGAGCAUUUGACCCAGUUUUGAUGUAUCAUAAGUGGAAUAGAAAUGUCAAGUCUUUAGUGCUUGGGAUUCCUA